AUGGGCUACAGCUUGAAUCGAGCUUUCUUUCUCCUCCUCCUGAGUACUUUGUCUUUGGUCAAUGCCACCUGCCAUGUGCAUACUCCGGCAUAUCCGUCCCCAAAUUAUACCAACCCAAGUGCGGACUUCCGGAAGGCUCUUGACUCCAUCACUGAUGCCAUACGAGCUGUGGCCAAUGACCAAACCUUCAACACAUCAUCCUUCUCAAUUGAAAUUACAUCCGAGAGUUCAACGCUCUACACGGCGUAUCAUACUGCACAGGUCAAAGACUCUUCUCGGCCGGGGGCAGAGGUAAUCAACGGCGACAGUGCAUACCGCAUUGCCAGCAUAUCCAAGACAUUCACCGUCCUGGGUUUGCUCUAUCAGCAUGCAGCUGGGAACCUCAGCCUUGAUGAAUCAGUUGCCACCUACCUCCCAGACUUGGUCAGUUCUCAUCAACAUGUUCUUCCUUGGGAAGACAUUACUCUUCGUACUCUAGCAAGUCAACUCAGUGGACUUCCUCGCGAUUUCUCUCAAGGUGAUCUCGUACAGGGACUUCCAAACCCCCUCGAAUAUGGAUUUCCACCAGUCAAUCUCUCGGGACUUCCACAUUGCAACGCCUUUGGCAAUUACACUCCUUGUAAGCCCAUCGAUCUUUAUACCUGGCUCAGCUCAAGCACACCCGUCUUUGCCCCAAAAUACAAGUCUACUUACUCGAAUAUUGCAUUUGACCUUCUCGGUCUCGUCCUCGCCAACGUUACAAGUUCAUCCUUUGAGGACUAUAUUCACACUGCAAUCCUUGACCCACUGAACAUGACCCUUUCUUCCUUCACGCCGCCGCCUGACUCCUUUGCCGUUCUCCCAAAAGACAACCGGGGCUUCUGGGAUGUGGACCUCGGAGUUGAUAACCCUACUGGCGGGUUAUACGUUUCCGCCUCAGAUAUGUCCAAAUACCUCCGUUAUAUUCUCACCCAUUACAAUGGUAUUACAAACGCCCUCAACUGGUUCCAACCCGUCUCUUUCACCCAAGGUAUCUCAUCGUAUUACGGCAUUCCCUGGGAAACUUUCCGCACUGACAAAAUCCUUCCCGACUCACGUCGCCCUGUGACAUUCUACACCAAAGGUGGGGGCCUCCCAGGAUAUUCGACCUUGAUCCUGUUGGUUCCAGAGUAUGCACUCGGCAUCACGAUCCUCACCGCCGGCAAUCCAGGUUUCGUCCCUCCACUAAACAACAUUGUGACAACCAAACUCAUCCCCGCGGCCGACAAGCUGGCACAAGAACAAGCCCAGCAUAGAUACACUGGCACUUAUCAUUCCCAUAACAUCAAUACCACCCUGGCCAUCUCGCACGACUCCGCCCGCGGCCUUAUGGUAUCGAACUUUAUCUCCAACGGCACCGACACACUCUCUUUUGUCAUAAACAGCCCUUUGGUCGGCACAGCAAACGUCUCGCUGCAACUCAUCCCGACUGGUCUCUACCAUGAUGAAAAGACCAAACACGGCGAGAUAUUUACAGCCGUUUUUGAUGUUAUUACACCCAACUCGGAGACCAGCGGUAAUAUCUGGGACGACUUUUGUAUCAAUGAUGUUAGCCCAGCCAUGUACGCUGGUAAACGCCUGGGGGAAGUCAUAUUUUGGGAUUUGGAUCCAGAGACUGGCAAGUACUCAGGUGUGCAGAUGCCAGCAUUUAGGGUCUGGCUCCAUCGUCAGGGUGAUAAGGAAUCGGACUCGGAAACGAUGCUUGUACAGGAUUUGUAA
Molecule: messenger RNA, 1737 nt
Organism: Exophiala mesophila
Lineage: Eukaryota; Fungi; Ascomycota; Eurotiomycetes; Chaetothyriales; Herpotrichiellaceae
Exons: 1
Coding region: 1-1737 (578 amino acids)
Source: RefSeq, a predicted model, not a curated record